UUUCCGUUGUGUCAUAACUUCACGAUUCUAUGUUCUCAACUAGUUUCUAUAAUGAAAACCGGUGAUUUGCGCUAACAAAGUUCAAUGAGUUAGUUUGAGUUCUAUUCAUUUGUAUGAAAUAUUUCAAUCUCAUUCGAAGCUGUAAAGCUCAGAUUUUCAAUUUAAAACAUGUGAUAUAGAUGAGAUUUUGACAAAUAAUAUUCAUAUCAUGCGUGCGUCGUAUCGUUUAGCUAACUUGUGUUUGUGAAUUAAAGGUCACAGUUUAUUUAAAAAAUUAUUUUAUAAUAUUAUAUAUCUACUCACGGGUAUUUCUAUAGCAUAGCAGUGGGUGAACCAAUGCCACGUAUCGACACAUUGAGGAAAAGUUGUUAGCAAAAGUUCGAAAAUUGUCUUGGGUACGAUGAACAGUACUGCAAAAAAAACACUCGGCAGUAGCUUGUAGAUUUGAGAUUUAAUACAAAUUACGCUGUGGCUGUUUCUACUUUCUAUGAACUUCAGGUCGUCGUCAAAACCGGAACAGAAUAUUGUUCAUCAGUUAAAUUGAUCGCAAGUGUCCACAUUCAAGACUGGAUUUAUGAUAGCAUGGCCAAGAUGGACGUCGAAGCAACGCUCAACAGACUGGGCGGCUUCGGAAGAUCGCAUUUGUUGAUAGUAGCGCUGUGCUACCUCACCGCCUUCUUCGGGGGAAUGCCCGUGGUGCAGGAUCCGUUCGUGAACUACACUCCUGCCCAUAGAUGCUACGUGCCGUCAUGCGACUCCUCGAACACGACUUACGAAGACGACUUCCUCAACUUCACCACUCCUUCAGAAGACAACGAGUGGGACAAAUGUGAAUACCACUCACCACUCACCAACGAGACGAGUGCCUUUAAUUAUGCAUCAAGACCCAUCCAAAUACUGGCGUCUCUAUGGCGGGACGAGAAGGACGAGGCGCGGUCUGGGGGCGCGACGUGCGAGGCCGACCACUUCGCUGUUGCUGACGUGCGAAGCUGCGACCACGGCUGGGUGUACGACCACGAGCUCUUCCAGACCUCCACUACUAUGGACUUUGACUUGGUGUGCGACAAGUCCUUCCUGACGUCCAUGACGUCGUCCGCCUACAACGCCGGCAUGCUGCUGGGGGCCAUCACCAGCGGCGUCAUGGCGGACAGGCUCGGCAGGAGAUUGUCUUACAUGUUGUCGCUGGUGCUGCUGGUGGCGGGGAGCUCGCUGGGGGCGGCAUCCACAGGCCCCGUGAUGCUCAUCCUAUUGAGGCUACCCACAGGCUUCGGUGCUGUCGCCGUCUACCAAAUUAUAUUCGUUCUUUGUGCUGAAUACAUGCCUCAGCAGCACCGCAGCGUCGUAGGGCUGCUCUUCAACGUAAGCUUCGCUCUGGGCGAGGCGACCGUCGGCGUCUACGCCAUCUUCAUCCGGCGCUGGCGGAUGCUGCAGCUCACCAUAUCCCUGCCCAUGUUUGUUCUGGGCAUCAGCUACUGGGUGGCGCCGGAGAGCGCGCGCUGGCUGAUCACUCAAGGGCGUGAGCAGGAAGCUGAGAUCCUCGUGCGAAAAAUGGCCAAGUUUAACAAAAUUUCAGAUUUUGAUAUCGUCUACCUGCAAGAGAAGACCAAUAUGUCACCUGAUGACGAUAAACAAGAAAGCAAAAACGUCUUGAAUUUACUGAAAACGCCAAAUAUGAGGACGCGCUCGUUGAUCCUUUUCUAUGCCUGGUUCACGACAUCGAUGGUCUACUACGGCAUCUCCCAAAACGUUGGCAACCUCGAGGGAAACAUUUUUGUCAAUUUUAUCGCCACGAUGCUCAUCGAAAUUCCUGCAACUCUUCUUAUUGCAAUUGUUUUCGACAGACUUGGUCACAAAGUGUGUCUAGUGGCGUCGGUUCUCAUAGCCGGGGCUGGCUGCUUCAGUACUGCCUUCCUGCCUGCCGAGGCGUCCACCGUCAUCGUGGUGCUAAGCCUCGCAGGGAAGUUCGGAGCAGCUGCAGCGUUCAGCGCGCUGUACGUGUACGCCAGUGAAGUGUUCCCUACGUCGCACCGCAGCACAGGGCUCGGCUGCUGUUCCAUGUUUGCCAGAGUCGCCGGUGUCAUAGCUCCUCUGGUCGACCUGCUGGGAAAAUUAAACCCCGCACUUCCUCUGCUCGUGUUUGGGAUUCAGGCAGCGGUAUCAGCCUUCUCCAUGUUAUUCCUACCGGAGACAACGGGCUGCCCCUUAACGCAGACUCUCAGUGAGAGUGAACAGCUUGGCUCAGGUCAGCCGUGUUGCUUCUUUCCCAGCUGCACGUCCUACGACCCGAGGUCUGAAGGAGAAGAGGAGGCAGAAGAAAUUACGGAAGUUAUUGCAGAUAAAUGCGGAGACGUCGUACAACUUGCCGCAAGGGAUGAAAACGUUGCAGAACUUGCUGCAAAAGAUGAAAACAACUUAGAACUUGCCGCCAAAGAUGAUAAUGACGUAGAACUAGUUUCAAAAGAUGAUAACGACGUAGAACUUGCCGCCGCAAAAGAUGAUGCCAAUGUAAAUCCUGCCGCCAAAGAUGAAAACGACGCGGAACGUGCCGCAAAAGAUGAUUACGUUAUAGAACUUGGUGUAAAAGAAGAGAACGACUAAGAAAUUAGCUUAACAAAAGAUGAAGACGACGUGAAACCUGCCGAAGCAAAAAAGCGGGGAUGCUGUAGAACUUUACGUAGCAAAUAUGAGGACGACGUAGAACUUGAGGUAGCAAAUACAAAGACGACGUAAAACUUGACGUAACAAAUAUGAGGACGACGUAGAACUUGACUUAGUGAAUUUGAGGACGACACAGAACUUAAAGUACCAAAUAUAAGGACGACACAGAACUUAAGGCAGCAAAUGUGAGGACGACGUUGCACUUAACUGACACCAAGGCGCAGACAUAGCAGGCUUCAGAGAGGAUGGAAAGCAUUCAACGUCUAGGAAUAGACACUGAAAUAAAA
This is a messenger RNA of Hyalella azteca, 2945 nucleotides long. Its product is annotated as organic cation transporter protein-like. Gene Ontology annotation, cellular component: membrane. Bases 583 to 2598 code for a protein of 671 amino acids. The transcript has 13 exons. Gene Ontology annotation, molecular function: transmembrane transporter activity. The record is from RefSeq and is a predicted model, not a curated record. Gene Ontology annotation, biological process: transmembrane transport. Lineage: Eukaryota; Metazoa; Arthropoda; Malacostraca; Amphipoda; Hyalellidae.